This is a messenger RNA of Fraxinus pennsylvanica, 651 nucleotides long. Lineage: Eukaryota; Viridiplantae; Streptophyta; Magnoliopsida; Lamiales; Oleaceae. The record is from the annotation of a GenBank genome assembly.
AUGUCGAUAUCAAGAUCUUUUAUUGGGAAUGGCACUUUAACUAGCCGUCCUAUCGGCUCCAAUACUCUCUCCCCAAAUUCUGCGUCAAAUUUGGCUAUGUUGAAAUUCAAAGAUCAGAGCCUAUUCUGGGCUCUACAGAGCUUGCAAUGUGUCAAAAAGAACACGGGAACGAGAAAGGAGAAUAAUAAUCAAAGGAACUUCGUUGUGUACUCUGUUAAUCCUGCAGUGCCUCCUCCUUCCGGCCCUCCUUUCAAUUUCUUAAACUGGAUUAUGGGAUUUGCAGUUACAGUAGUUCUACCUUUCUUCAGCCAUAAAUGGGGGUCAUUACUGAAACUCAAAAACGAGGUUGAAACCACGGUGGAGACAAUAGAACACGUUGUGGAUGCAGUAGAAAAGGUGGCGGAGGAAGUGGAGAAAGUGGCGGAGGACAUCGUGGAUGAUCUUCCCGAAGGUGGAAAACUGAGAAAUAUGGUGGAUUUCGUUGAACAUAUGGCCGAAGAAGUAGCCAAGGAUGCUCAUCAAGUUGAAGAGUUUAUCGAUAAGGUUCAAGAAACAGAAGAGAAGAUGGAAACGUUUGUUGAAUCUCUUGUCGAUGAAGCCAAGGAGCCUCCCAAAGAUGGAAAUGAAGAGACAUUGGCCAGUAAACCUUAA